UCUGUCUCGACAACAACACCAACAAAUCUAAAAGCUUUUAGAUCGAUUUGGUUCCGUGGGAUUAUUGUCGGAUUAGAGAAAUCUACGAAACCAUCUUUACGGCCUUCGCGGAUUCUGUCAGGAAAUCUCUCACCGAUUUCUGAAACCCAUGUUCUCCUCGUGUUCGAGUAUGUCGCAGCCGUGCUAUGGAAAUGAAUCCAACAAUGUAAUGGAGGAAAGAAAGAUUGCUCCUUUCUCCAGUGGUACGGAUUUUCGAGCAGUACAACCUUCGGGGGGAUCAGGAUCAUCCUCACCUACUGACGAUGCCACCGAGAAUCAGUUGGUUCUUUAUGUCUCUAAGGGAAGUGAUACUGAAGGAGAAGGCCAACCUACCCAAUCUCAGCCUUCUUCUGCAUACAAAACACCGUGUCCUUCUAUCGGUGCUUUUACCGUCCAGUGUGCUAGUUGUUUCAAAUGGAGGCUCAUGCCUUCGAUGCAGAAGUAUGAAGAGAUAAGGGAACAGCUUCUAGAAAAUCCGUUUUUCUGCGAAGCAGCAUGCGAGUGGAAACCAAAUAUGUCUUGUGAUGUUCCUGAAGAUAUCUCUCAAGAUGGAACUCGUCUCUGGGCUAUUGAUAAGCCUAGCAUCGCUCGUCCACCCACUGGCUGGCAACGUCUACUGCGUAUUAGAGGUGAAGGAGGUACCAGAUUUGCUGAUGUUUAUUAUGUUUCUCCGUCAGGAAAGAAGCUUCGAUCAAGUGUGGAAGUCCAAAAGUACUUGAAUGACCACCCGCAAUACAUAAGAGAAGGAGUGAAGCUUUCACAGUUCUCGUUCCAAAUCCCAAAACCUCUGCAGCACGACUACGUAAGGAAGCGCCCUACUCGACUAAUGGAAUCCACCGAUAAUACAAACACCCCUGUAGCUACAGGAGCUAAUCCACUGGCUUCGAUAUCCCCAGAGGAUCAGAUAGCAUUGCAGCUACGUAACCCAACCGAGCCUGGACUUUACGAGUCGCCGUUGAAAAGGACAAGAACAUCAGAGCUGCCAUCCUCUUGCUCCUAUUGAUGAUCUUGACUGAACUACCUGUAGUUUUUGAUAAUCUCUGGUAUAUAACCCGUUUUCUUUCUUCGUCGGAAAUAGAGAACAUCUGUUUUUUUUGGGUCGGGUAUAUCGAAGAAACUGAGGACGUGGGUUAGCUUGUUUAUUUGUGUAUUAUCUGUUUUAUUUUGCUGUGCAAGCUAUUUUAUAGGUUACUUUUAUGAAGAGGAUGGGUCUUUUGGUACUAUUGUUUUUUUUUUAUAAAUUACUGGACUUCUCAUGAACCA
Molecule: messenger RNA, 1302 nt
Organism: Eutrema salsugineum
Lineage: Eukaryota; Viridiplantae; Streptophyta; Magnoliopsida; Brassicales; Brassicaceae
Product: methyl-CpG-binding domain-containing protein 2
Exons: 5
Coding region: 149-1042 (297 amino acids)
Molecular function (GO): zinc ion binding; DNA binding
Source: RefSeq, a predicted model, not a curated record